CACUGGUCAAUCCUCAAGCCUCACAAGCACCACUGCCUCCCCACGUCGCCCAAAAUGUCUUCCAUGGCGGAUGCAGUCCUUGGGUCCGACAACAUUGACCUCAACGCCCCGACCCCGUUAUCAUCAAGCGAUCCGACGGGUGGAAGGCGAAGACAACAACGCUCCUCUUCCCGUCAAAGAGGCCCUCCCUCUGACGGCGCCGGCGCAAAUAGCGAUAUCGAAGGCUUUCCGGAUGAUGAGGUUGUUGGUGCAAGGGGAACUGUCCGCAGGUCGGCAGGUCCGCGCCAGGACAUUCCCCGUGUAGUGGAUGUCACUGGCGAGACCUUGUCGCAGCGAUUCGAAGAGUUCCUUGAAGGCUACAUUGAAGACCCAGCUUCCUCCGGCGUACCUGCAUCAAGCGCAGUACAGACUACCGACAAGUACUACAUUGCGCAAAUUCACGGUCUGCGGUUAUACGGCCUGUCAACACUCUAUGUCGACUUCACCCACCUUAUGAGGCAUGAAGAGGGUGUCGUGGCAAACGCAGUAGCCAACGAGUACUACCGUUUCCUUCCAUACAUGACCCGGGCCCUCCACAACCUGAUCGCGAAGUACGAGCCGCAAUAUUUCAGGGAACACAGACAACCAAACUCCACUUCGUCCGUGACGAACUCAUCUGUGGCCGGCACCGGAGCCAGUCAAGAGGAAAGUAUGUCAGACAAGACACCAAACCAGCAGACCGACAAGCUGUUCACGCUUGCUUUCUACAACUUGCCGCUUGUCUCCCGUAUCCGCCAAUUGCGCACAUCGUCCAUCGGCAAACUCCUGUCCAUUUCUGGCACCGUGACCCGUACCUCAGAAGUCCGCCCAGAAUUGUCUCUGGCUACAUUUAUCUGUGAAGUCUGUAACACUCCAGUAUCCAACGUCGAGCAGACUUUCCGUUACACCGAGCCUACGCAAUGUCCCAACUUGACUUGCGGUAACCGCCAGGGAUGGCGCCUGGACAUAAGGCAGAGCACUUUCGUGGAUUGGCAAAAAGUGCGUAUCCAGGAAAACAGCUCCGAGAUUCCUACCGGUAGCAUGCCCCGUACUAUGGAUGUUAUUCUGCGUGGAGAAAUGGUCGACCGUGCCAAGGCAGGAGAGAAGUGUAUCUUCACUGGAACGGCCAUCGUUAUCCCUGACGUCAGUCAGUUCAGAGUACCGGGUGUCAGGCCUCAGGCGAUGAGGGACAACAGCAGUAUGCCAAGAGGUAACGAUGUUGGAGGUAGUGGUGUCAGUGGCCUUAAAGCGCUUGGUGUCAGAGAUCUUACUUACAGAAUGGCGUUCCUUGCUUGCAUGGUCACGCCCGACACUUCCACUCCAGGACAGAGCGCAACUCAACACCUCCAGGGCCAGGCAGGCAAUAUCCUGGCCUCUCUUAACCAGACCGCUCCCAUGGAGACGAACCAGACUGGAGAGGAAGCGCAGGCCGAAUACCUGGCCACCCUUACGCCUUCUGAAAUUGAGGAUCUCCGGAACAUGGUUCACAAGCCAAACAUCUUCAUGCGCUUGGUCGACUCCAUUGCACCUAUGGUAUAUGGUCAUCAGGUCAUCAAGAAGGGUCUUUUGCUCCAGCUUAUGGGCGGUGUAAGCAAAGUUACGCCGGAAGGCAUGGCUUUGAGAGGUGACAUCAACAUCUGCGUCGUCGGUGACCCCAGUACCAGCAAGUCUCAAUUCCUCAAGUACAUCUGUUCAUUCCUGCCUCGCGCCGUGUACACGUCCGGAAAGGCGUCUUCGGCCGCUGGUCUUACUGCUGCCGUGGUCAAGGAUGAAGAGACUGGCGACUUCACCAUCGAAGCUGGUGCUCUUAUGCUUGCCGACAAUGGUAUUUGCGCCAUUGACGAAUUCGACAAGAUGGACAUUGCCGACCAAGUCGCAAUCCACGAAGCCAUGGAACAGCAGACCAUCUCUAUUGCUAAGGCCGGUAUCCAGGCCACCCUGAACGCGCGCACGUCCAUCCUCGCUGCCGCAAACCCAGUUGGUGGUCGCUACAACCGGAAGACGACGCUUCGUGCGAACGUCAACAUGAGCGCGCCCAUCAUGUCUCGUUUCGAUUUAUUCUUUGUCGUCCUCGACGAGUGUGACGAGGGUGUGGACAAGCACCUGGCAGAGCACAUUGUCAACAUUCACCGCCUGCGUGAUGACGCUGUCGAGCCCGAGUUCAGCACAGAGCAAUUGCAGCGCUACAUUCGCUUCGCGCGCACCUUCAAGCCCGAAUUCACGCCCGAGGCAAAGACAACGCUGGUGGAGAAAUACAAGGAGCUGCGUGCGGACGACGCCCAGGGCGGAAUCGGCCGCAACAGUUACCGCAUCACGGUCCGACAAUUGGAGUCGAUGAUCCGUCUGUCGGAGGCCAUCGCCAAGGCCACAUGCGUGAGCGAGGUGACCCCCGAAUUCGUGCGCGAGGCAUACAACCUGCUGCGACAAUCCAUCAUUUCAGUCGAGAAGGACGACGUCGAAGUCGAGGACGAAGAGGAAGAAGGCGCAGUAGCGGAUACCGAAGCCGGCGCCAACGCCGACGAGGAGAUGGGUGAUGGCGAGGAAGAAGCACCUGCCGAGAACACUCCUGCCGCGCCCGGCGCGUCGAGCACUCCAGGCCCCUCGCAGGCGCGCGAGAGGACCAAGAUCACGUACGACAAGUACAUGACGAUCCUGAACAUGCUGGUGCGGCGGGUCAACGCGGACGCGGCAACGAGCGAGGACGGCGUCGAGGAAGAGGAGCUGCUGGUGUGGUAUCUGGAGCAGAAGGAAGCGGAGCUGGAGACGCAGGAGGAUUUGGAGGCCGAGCGGACGCUAGCGAAGAAGGUGCUCAAGCGGAUGGUCAAGGACAACAUCCUUAUGCAAAUCCGUGGCGAGGGUCUCGCGGAUGACCAGGGAGAGGGCCUGCAGCGCCAGGAUCACGUUGUCUAUGUCAUGCACCCGAACUGCGCGGUCGAGGAAAUGUAAAACGAAAAGAUGAGGAGCCGGACAGGGGGCUUUUAGGGUUGGCGGCAUGUGUCGGAUGGGUUGAUGGCGUUCUGAGUAUGGUCUUAGUUGAUACCAGGGUUCUGCUGUUGUGUACGAGGAGAAUUGAGAGAUGACUGUAUGUAUAAAAACGUUUAAGUUGUUUGAGGCUUUGGGGCUGGGGAAACUCUUUGGGCUUCGUUUCUUGGGAUAGGUGAGAGGUUCUAGGACGGUCGAUCGUGUGCUAGGUAGCUAACUUCACUGAGCCGCAGUUCUUUCCCGCGAGCGCGGCUGCAACAAAACUUCUAACAAACGCGUACUUGAACUGACUGCAUAAAAUGAGCGCAUAUAAUCUAAAACAGGAUCCCCAAAUCCACUAAACAAACGAAGCUUCCACCUGACAAAAUAAAAACAAACCAUUAUCAAAUCAUCCAUCAAUCAUAACGACCCCUGAUCCAACAGAGUCAGAACCCACUAUCUCAACC
Molecule: messenger RNA, 3446 nt
Organism: Aplosporella prunicola CBS 121167
Lineage: Eukaryota; Fungi; Ascomycota; Dothideomycetes; Botryosphaeriales; Aplosporellaceae
Exons: 3
Coding region: 55-2964 (969 amino acids)
Biological process (GO): DNA replication initiation; mitotic DNA replication; double-strand break repair via break-induced replication
Cellular component (GO): MCM complex; nucleus
Molecular function (GO): ATP binding; single-stranded 3'-5' DNA helicase activity; single-stranded DNA binding
Source: RefSeq, a predicted model, not a curated record